Metarhizium robertsii ARSEF 23 is the source of this 1440-nucleotide messenger RNA. RefSeq lists its product as uncharacterized. The record is from RefSeq and is a predicted model, not a curated record. The coding region runs from base 1 to 1440 and encodes 479 amino acids. The transcript has 2 exons. Lineage: Eukaryota; Fungi; Ascomycota; Sordariomycetes; Hypocreales; Clavicipitaceae.
AUGGCUUCCACCAAGGGUCUUUGGCUGGCAAUUUUGGUUGCGAGCACAGCAAACGCGGCCAAGUGGACUAUCACAAGAGUCUACAUCCAGACCGUCACGCGAUCCACAUACACGAAUAGGUAUGCUGACAGAACUGUGGCCAUUACCACAUCGAACACUCACUAUACUCCCGUCACCAUGAAACCCUCCAUUACUGUUAUCGCCACACCAAUCAAGGCCUACACGACGACAAGCAGCAGUUCCUACUACGACGGCCAUACCUACGCCAUUGGCGAUAGCUCAGAUGACGUGGUGUAUGUCCAGCGGUUUUACUCGCCGGGAGCAAUCCCCGCUUCGGAUCUAACAAGUUCUACGCGUGACUAUAACCAGACGGAUUUUACGAGCACCGAUUUCUUCCAGACCAUGGAGCUUACGGCACCCUCGAGUUGCCCGACACCCUUUACAGUCACAACUAGCGACCAGGCUUUGAUACCUGAGGAAGUGAUUGACCAGGUCUCCAUCAAGUCGGCAACUACGAUCAGCACUACAAUUGAGUACGAUGGCACUGCAUAUACCUACACCUUGGUCUCUGCAUUCUUGGCAAGCACUUCUCGUCCCACUGGUGCCGCUGCGACUGUUGGUUACAUAUACAGGGCCUACAUUAAGGACUGCAGAAAUCCAACCUCAACUCCCAGACCGACAAGCGACGGCAAGGGCGGGCCCAGCAAUGGUGACGAUAGUGGUAACAACAUCAACCAGGUUCGUCAUAUACCGAGGAGCUGUGCUUGGAGCAAUUGUGGCAAUACCCCGUACUGGGGGGUAAUCAUCCUCACUGUCCUGCCUGCUGUUUUUCUCCUUGGGUUCUUGGAAUCUUACCAUUGGUUUACCUGCCUCAUGUCCGGCGAGGGGGCGCUCCGAGGCGGCACAAUAUCGUGGAUCUUGCUGUUUCUCCCGUCCAUCUUUCUGACCAGAUAUAUCCCAGCCCGGAAUGAGGAAGACCAGGAGCGACUGCGCUUGCGCUAUCGAUAUCCCAUGGAGUUGCUGGGCGUCCAUGCAAAGUAUACAUAUGGAAAUCCCGCACAAGACGAAAAACUGGUCCAAGAUGGGUAUGGCGAGAGUGGUGACAGACCUCAGAUUCCCGCAACAUACAUGAACCAGCAUGCAGCGGGACAGAUGCCAAUGGCACCACCGCAAAGCCAGUCCCCGACUCCUCAGCUACCGCCACGAGCACGAUUCGCGGGCCGCAAUAGUAGAUCUGUCAGCUCAGACUCGGUACUGCCGCCUGUGCCAGAAGAGGCAGGGCCAUCAUCCGCCAAAGCCAAGGGAAAAGAGGUGGAAACGGAAGCAGGGACAUCGGACGUUCAAGCCGGCCCAGCGCCCAAGAUUGAGGAUGACAUGAAUGGACGCUCGACAGAGUCGGGAACACACCAAAAUGACCCCAAGGACAAGGACAACACCUGA